GGGAUCCCCCUGGCGCACGCGCAGAAUCCGACUCGGUAACCAGCGGGGGAAGGGCCUCGCGCCUGCCGCCUCCUCCUCCUCCUCCCCUUUCCCCCUCCCCGCUGUCAGUCCCGGGGGGAGAAGAGGCAUCCCAGGAGAGAGACAAGUGAAGCCAUAUUACAAAGAAUUGUUGAGUACUUCAGCUUUUUCAGAAUAUCAGGUGAUGAACAGUAAAAGCUGAGAUGAAACCUCAUCGAAGCACUGGACUUUUUAGAAGUCUGCUUGCUAAUUGUUUCCAUUGCUAUCACCAUCGCUACUCUCCUCCUCUUGUUAAAAGGACAGGUCACAUGAUGGAACUAUCUAUCUUUAGGCACAAUUAUUUAUUGAAGAGAGUUAAACCUACUAUGCCAUUUAAUGAUUGGCCAAGGAGUUAUCAUCAAGAUUUUAGAGUAUUGUGGAAGCAUGAAGCUGUGGAAAAAUAUCUAGAGACCUUAAACAAAGAAUACCAGCGGAUUGGCCAGUUGUUAAAUGGUGGCUCAAUGAAUGAGCAUGAUCGAAGUACUCUGAGCAGAAGACAUGCUCAUUUAUCCACACUUGCAGCUACGUUUCAAGAAAUACAAGAGGCAGAAAGAGAAAUUCAAGAGAUAGAUUCCAUGUGUGCAAAGCUAGACAGCAGAGAUGAGAAGCAGCUGCUAGAACUUGCCUUAGAAGAAAAGGAAAUCAUUAACCAAAAAAUCAACACACAUUGCAAAAAGCUUUUCCAGAGUAUAGUGCCAAGGGAUAAACAUGAUGAAAGUGAUGUUAUUUUAGAGGUGACGGCGGGCAGAACCACUGGAGGUGACAUUUGCCAGCAGUUCACCAAAGAAAUGUUUGAGAUGUACCAGAAUUAUGCAUAUUACAAAUGUUGGACCUUUGAAAUUCUGAACUACACAACAGCUGAGAUUGGUGGAUUGCACCAUGCAGCUGCUCAUAUUUCAGGAGACUCUGUCUACAAGUAUUUGAAAUAUGAAGGAGGGACUCACAGAGUUCAGCGAAUUCCUGAGACUGGCCUUUCGUCAAGAAUGCAGCGUAUUCACACUGGGACAAUGUCAGUUGUUGUCCUACCUCAGCCAGAGGAGGUAGAUGUUAAAGUGCAUCCAAAGGAUUUGCGUAUAGAUACUUUUAGGGCCAAAGGUGCAGGAGGACAACAUGUAAAUACAACGGACAGUGCUGUGAGAAUUGUGCAUAUUCCCACUGGACUAACAGUAGAGUGUCAGCAGGAGCGAUCACAGCAAUUAAAUAAGGAAAUAGCUCUGCGGACGCUGAGAACUAAGUUGUAUCAGCAAAUCAUUGAGCGAGAUUUCAUCCAAACGCAGAAUGCUAGAAAACUGCAGAUAGGAACAAGAGCCCAGUCAGAGAGAAUCCGUACCUAUAACUUCACCCAGGACAGAGUCACUGACCACAGGCUCUCAUAUGACGUCCGCAAUAUCAAGGACUUUCUCUGUGGUGAAGGGGCAUUGGAUGAGCUAAUCAACAGAUUGUUGGAGACUGCAGAAAUGGAGGCUCUAAUUGAACAUUUAGAAAACUUUAAAUCUUUAGAAGGAGGUGGCUGAUAUGUGUCUUGUACAAAAUGCCACAUCAGUCCUUGUGAUCCUGUAGUGCAAUAAAAUAGUAUUUCUUAGAGGUC
Pelodiscus sinensis (Chinese soft-shelled turtle) is the source of this 1645-nucleotide messenger RNA. RefSeq names its product mitochondrial translation release factor 1 (gene MTRF1). Gene Ontology annotation, molecular function: translation release factor activity. Gene Ontology annotation, biological process: mitochondrial translational termination. The record is from RefSeq and is a predicted model, not a curated record. Gene Ontology annotation, cellular component: mitochondrion. NCBI's taxonomy places the organism in Eukaryota, Metazoa, Chordata, Testudines, Trionychidae.